Messenger RNA from Lytechinus pictus (painted urchin), 5792 nucleotides. RefSeq names its product zinc finger and SCAN domain-containing protein 2-like. NCBI's taxonomy places the organism in Eukaryota, Metazoa, Echinodermata, Echinoidea, Temnopleuroida, Toxopneustidae. The transcript is spliced from 5 exons. Gene Ontology annotation, biological process: regulation of gene expression. The record is from RefSeq and is a predicted model, not a curated record. Gene Ontology annotation, cellular component: nucleus. Bases 157 to 2760 code for a protein of 867 amino acids.
GGAGCACACCGACGUCACUUCCGUUUGAUGACCCUGCGGGGAGUCGGAGGCCUUUUCGUUUCAGAUUAAGUUGGCUAUCUAAACCCAGAGCAUAGUUGUUGGAUGAUGUUAUGCAAUGCCUUUGCCUCUAAGGCCUGUGUUAGCUUCUGAAGUGUGAUGGCCCAAGCUGAACAAGAGCUUGCUGUUGAAAUCAAGCAGGAACCCGCCUGGCAAGAAUACGGAUCUAAUCAAGGAGGAUUGGAUGGGAGUUCUCCUAAGUCACCUGAUUCUCAAGGCACGGAAAACAUAGAGAUGGGAGACCUCGAUAACGAAUCAGCAACGGUGGAGGAUCUUGGUGAGGAAUGGUGCGAGGACGAGGCCAGUAAUCUCUGUGACCCGCUCGCUCACAUGACCUCCGAUGUCCUGGGGUCGCCCGAAUCAUCGGAUGGUGGAGAUGGAGGGAACUACGGCACAAAGAGAACUUCAGUUGAUGAUGGACAAGCAGUCGCAACCAAGAAAGCUCGGAGGCGAAAACCUCGUCAAACCACCAAAGGAAAAUUGGACAAGAAUGCUGAUAUAGUAGUUACAGAAGGGAACUUAAUAGGAAAAGGAUCUGGCAAUGAGAGUGGGUUGACUAUGGAAUCGAACGAUCCUCCUUUGAAACUGUAUACAAUGGAGCUUUGUAAGAUCUGCAAGAAGACGUUGUACAUCGCCCACGAAACUGAUGAGGACGGAAACCCGAAGUCACCGCUGUGUGAUGGCUGCAAGAUGCAGGAAAGCGCCGAAGACAGUGGUGAGGUUUUCACUUGUGAUGUUUGUUCGCAGAGUUUUGCACACUUUCGGGAACUUGGAGCACACAUGCGAACGCACGCCAGCGGUAAGACCCACCAGUGUGAUGAGUGUUUGAAGUGUUAUUCCGACCGCUCUGGUUUGCUACGUCAUAAGAAGAUUCAUUCUGGGGUUAAACCGCAUCAGUGUGAAAUCUGCUCCAAAAGCUUCACCUUUGCAAACACCCUUAAGGUUCAUAUGAGAACACACAGCAAGGAUAGACCGUUUAGCUGCGAAGUUUGCCACAAGAACUUUGCGCAGAGUGCACAGUUGCAAUCACACAUGAAGAACCAUAGUUCCUACACGCCUUACGGCUGCAAGCUUUGCUCCGAAGCCUUCCCGAAGCUGCACCUCCUCAAGGCUCACCUCCGCAAUAAUCACGGCAACGAAAGGCCGUUCAAGUGUGACCUUUGCGACAAAGCCUUCAACAGGAAAUCCCACCUCAAGUCGCACCUGAAGACGCACAGCACGGAGAGACCGUACAAGUGUGAGAUCUGCGCAAAGACAUUCGUUGAUCAGCGAUACCUCAAUAAGCAUCUCAAAGUCCACACUGGAAUCAAGCCUUACAGGUGCGAAUACUGCGACCACAGGUUCUCCCAGCAGUGCUAUCUGCAGACGCACCUCAUGAUCCACACAGGGACCAAGCCAUACAGCUGCCAUCUCUGCCCCAAGAGCUUCCGACUCCAGGAGCACCUGAAGACUCACCUCCGCGUCCACAGCGGAAGCAAGCCUUUCGAGUGUACGGUGUGCUCAAAGCGCUUCACCCGCAAGGAUUCACUAGGUAUCCAUAUGAGAAUACACACAGGGGACUACCGCUACACAUGCGAGUUCUGCUCCAAGGGAUUCACCGAUCCAAGCAGCUUCAGAGCCCACGUCAGGUCGCACUCCGGCAUUAGGCCAUAUUCUUGCGGGAUCUGCGGGAAGAGCUACACCCAGAACAGCUCCCUUAAGGUCCAUAUGCUGAACCAUACGGAUUUGCAUAAGUUUAUGAAAGUUUCGGUUGGAGAGACUUCUGUGAAUCAGCUUCCUGCCACCUUCCCUGAUACCGCAGGAGAUUCUUUGACGUACAGGGUAGAGGGUGGCAGUUCUGGGCCUUUAGAUUUGCGUGUGAAGCGGACAGCUCAUCACGGGAACUCCCAGGAACAGGAAAGUGUAGCGGAAGAGACAUUACCUAAAGAACACAGGAUUGGAGAGGAUUCGGGGGAGGAUGGGUCUUUACAGGAAGAUCCGUGGAUGGGCGAAGGGCGAUUAGAUGAAGAGGUAGAGGGGGAGGAGGAGGAGGAGCAAUUUAAGGAACAGCUUGAAAGUGAGGAAGAACAGUUCAGGGAACAGCCAGAUGAGGAUGAAUCGAUAGAGGAAGAAUUGUGGGUCGAAGGGAAACCGUUGAAGAAAGAGCCUUUGGAUGAAGAAUAUGAGGUGCCAGAAGACCUCGGGGUGGGGGAAGAGCCUGUAGGGGAGGAAGCAUCAUUACAGGAAGAGCGAGGGUUUGGAGAAGCAUUAGUGAUAAAACAAGAGAGGGAGUCAUCGGAUGAAGAUGGGGAGGGGGAACAAAAUUUAGAAAUGUGGGAAGCGACAUUUGUGGAAGAGUCGGAAGAAGGGGAUGAGCAAUUGCAGGAACAGAGAAAAGUGGUGUUGGAUAAUACAGAAGGGAAAGGAUUAUUAGAGGAAGAGCCAAAAGAGAGAGAAGGAUCAUUUUCGGAACAGCCAUUAGAGAGAAAAGUGGCACUGGAUGAACAUUUUUCAGAGGGGGAAGAGUCAUUAGGAGAAGAGCCAAGGGAGGGGGAAGGAUCAUUUUCUGAACAGCCAUUAGAGAGAAAAGUAGCAUUGGAUGAACAUAUUUCGGAGGGAGAAGAGUCAUUAGGGGAAGAGCCAGGGGAGGGGAAAGAACGAUUACAAGAAGAGCAAGAAGAGGAGGAAUUAGAAGAGGAUUCUACAGCAUGGAUUCCUGUGUAGUAAGAGCCAUCAUUUUUACAAACUAUGAAUUUUGAAAUAAACCCUUUUAAAGUAUAGCUUUGUUUUGUGGGUUUAGUACGUGAUGGAAAUAGAUUUUUUUUAUACCAAUGUGUAGUACAAUAUCUAAGAAAUCGAGUGAGGCUGUUUAAGACUCCAUUAUAGGGGAGAUUGCAUACAUUCAACAAUCUAGUUUAGAUAUUUUGUUUUUUCAAAUUUUUAUUAAUUUUGGGCUCAUAGGAUACUUCAUGAUACUUUACAACUCAAUGCAAUAAUGGGUAGAUUCAUCAAUAAUGAUAAAAAUGAUUGUAAUUGUUUGUAGUUUUAGCUUCUUCUUUUUUAUAAAAGCAUUUAUUAACUGAGAGUAAUAAUUAGAGGAGUUCAAUUUCAUUUUAGAUUACAAGAUAUCACAACUGAAUAGUAUGAAUAAUUAUGUUGAGUUAUGAUAUUGGCCUUGAAGAUUUAUUAUGACCGUCAUGCAUCGAAAUAUUUCUAUCUGAGUGUUAUUUUAGAAUUUUUUUUCUACAACUCAUUUUAAGUCAAUUACAGUGAUCUCACAAAACUGCAAUUUUUUAUAAAUGAUAUUUUCUGAGGGGUUUGAAAAUAGACUGUCAUCAAGUAUUUCGAUUGUGGUCAAGAAAAAAAUCUGAGCAAGAAAUUAUGCAAGAUGUAAAAGUUUCAUGUCAGUAUGGGGGUGUUGCAACAAAACUUGCAAUCAAUCACAAAUUUCAGAAGCAUAUUUACAGGUAAUAGAUCAAUUUGUACUAAAGCGAAUCAAUUUAUACUGUAGUGUAUGUAUUGGUGACACAACAUUUGCUCCGGCUACAUAUGUGCUCCGGGCUUUAUUUCAUCUAAGAAAAAGGAUUAGGAUUGCAAUAGGGUUUUAUGUUAGGUUUAGGGUUAGCUUUAAGAUCGGGUUUAGUGUUAAAUCCUGGGUUGAAGUUGGUCAUUCCGUUGAUGAGUGGAAUUUACAGUGGAGCAAUUGUCGCCAGCGGAAAUGUCAUGGAGCCGUAUGUAUUAUUGUGUAAAAUGAACAAUUAUAGGCAGACUUUAUAAUGUGACUUGAUGAAUGGUGUACUGUAGCUGUGUGAAACUAUUAUUUUAGUCACAUUUGAAUGGAACUGAAUAUGAAUAUGACUAGAUAUAUCGGUUGCCUCCAGCUGACAAAUAAACUAGUCCUUUUAACUGACUAGUUUAUUUUCAAGUGAAGCCCACAAAAUGUAGUAAUUGGGCAAUUUCAUCAAAUAUGUACAUUCGACUCCCUAUAUGUGGGACCUUCAUGAAAUAUUCUGUCUCUGAUUUCUGGUUCUUUUGACAGUCUGUAAUGUUCUCAAAGGACCAUGACUUAGCCAGUUUAUGAAGUGAAGUAAGACUUGAGAAAAAUGGGCGUCAGACGUACAAAAAGGUUGAACAUUUUAUGGAAUUGUCCAAUUAAUAAAGAUUAUGAAGGGUAUUAAAGGUGCUUGAAAUGAAUUAGUAUUCUAACAUGACGAAAUUAAAAAUUAUUUUAACUUUUCUGUCUUAUUGCUGUAUACAUUAAUAAGUUAUUUAUUUGUUAAUUUUGUAUAAACUAUUUUUUUCUGCUGGAAUGUUGAGACUUGUGUUGUGAAGUUCUUAUUAUUUGAAAUAUCACUCCGGUCUUAAUAUCUCAGGGGGCAUAGGGUUAGAGUUAGGAUUGUAAUAUAAUUUUUUGUUCCAGAAUAAUGUAUAUAAAUAAGGAUGAGGGUUUAUUUAGUUUUGGAGGUUAUGUUUUAUGUUUGGCUUAACGUGCAGAUUUUCCACCAGAGCAAUUGUCGCCAUAGCAAAUGUCAUGGAACACUCAUACCAAGACAAGAAACUCUCCCAUCUUGUACAUUUACUUGCUCAGUCAUAAAAGUUAUAUUCUAACAAGUGUGAUUUGAACCCAUAAUCUACUUGCCAGGUAUAGUCAUUACCACUAGGCCGUUCUGGUGCGUGGAACAGUCAGUGCCUCUGCUAUUCUAGUUCAUUUUGACUCAAUUAAAAGGGUCUCGAGAAAAAUAACUCGGUAGAAGUGUUUUACAAUAUUGACGUAUAUCUGUGCUAAUGAUUUAAAACGGGUUUCAUUAGCCAACAUUUUCAUUACCCAAUAAUGUUGGCAUUUAUUUUAUAAACACGAGAGAUCAUGUUGAUAUAAUAUUUGAGUGAGCACACGUUAAAGUUAAGGUAAGGUAAAUGCUAAAAGUUACUGUUAAUAUGGUGUUCAAAAAAGAUGUCUUUUUAGUUUUUGUCAUCAGUGGUACGCUCACUCAGACAUGAUAUGGCAAUCAAUUUUCUUUUUGCACAGAAGUUAUUCAUUAAAUGUAGGAAAACUUAUACAGAGUCAAUUUGGUCAAGCCAUUUUGCUGAAAAGUAUGUCAUUUUGAAUAAGGGAAAUAUAUAUUUUUUUUUUUUCAUUUUUUGGCGUUAUGUUAAGUAAGCAAAUACUUGAAUGAAUUAUCAUUCAAGAUUAUAUCAUGUAAAUCUGUUCGGUAAUUUGACAACUCAUUAUUGUUUUUCAGAUACUGAUUGAAGCAAAAUAGUAAUAAAAAUUAUACAAAAUCAUGUCAUGUAAUAUUUAUUAAAAGUUGUGCAAGUCUUUAUCAGGCUUAAGUUAGUAAUCAUAAUAUAUUUCCAAGAACAUUUAUUAAAUGUGAAAUGUAGAAAAAUCAACGAGGUGCAUUGAUUUAGAAUGCUGAAUUUGAUCAAUUUAUUCAUUGUUAUUUGCACAUUAAAAUAAGCUUAAAACAUUAACACUAUGUUUUAUAUGAGGGAAAAUAAUGUAAAGUUAGAUAAAGCGAUGUAGCCUUUGUAAGCUAUUUAUUUUAUUGUAUUCAGUAAUCUGUACCAUUUUCAGUAUUUUGUUUUCUGACACUAAUUAAUGUUAGACAAAAUUAGCCUUUUUUGUUUACAGUAAAAUGCAGAAAUACAAUGCACUGAUAAAAUGUAUGUGUUGAGGAUUAUGUAUGCAAUACUAAUUUCACUUGUAACUUGUGUGUAACAGUAAAGAUGAAUUACAUGUACGAUUUCUCUUGUAA